Molecule: messenger RNA, 1454 nt
Organism: Verticillium dahliae VdLs.17
Lineage: Eukaryota; Fungi; Ascomycota; Sordariomycetes; Glomerellales; Plectosphaerellaceae
Product: arabinose 5-phosphate isomerase
Exons: 1
Coding region: 195-1454 (419 amino acids)
Biological process (GO): carbohydrate derivative metabolic process
Molecular function (GO): carbohydrate derivative binding
Source: RefSeq, a predicted model, not a curated record
GAAAUAUUUCACCGCUAUACUCGCAUCAGGUGGUGAACAGUCCUGCUCAAAUUGAAACCCUCAAAAGAAGCCGCAGUGAACGCUCGCGCAGAAAAUCCCCGAGGUAGUGUUCGCGGCGUCGCCAAUCUGGGGCCGGGCGCUUGGAGACGCGUCAAAUAUACACGCGGACAACCGCCAAAAGCACAGAAAGCGUUAUGGCAAAUCGUCGCCCUUUUGAUCAUCGUCCAAUCCAGACAAGCGCAGUCCUCGUCCUCGGCUCGUCCAGAACCAAGACGUCGCCGCCGCCUUCACCGCCUUCACCCCCAGAGGAGCUUUGUGAGCCUCUUGAAUCAUUGAGCCUACCUCCUUCGGCCAACGACCAGGCGGAAGAGGAACGACGAAAGACCUCGACACGCCUACGCGCUGCAGUACAUGUAUUGAACACAGAAGCGCUCGCUCUCAGGGCAGUGACGCGCUUGUACGAGACGGACCCCAUUGCCCGUGACGGCUUCAAUCGAACCGUGGCAGCGAUCACUCGCCAUGGCAAUGGACAGGGCAAAGUGGUCAUCACUGGGGUCGGCAAGUCAGGUCACAUCGCCAACAAGCUCACGGCGACAUUUAAUAGCCUUUCGAUUCCCACAGUCUUUUUGAACCCGCUAGAUGCUCUCCACGGCGAUCUCGGUAUCGUAGGCCAGCACGAUACCCUCCUGUUCAUCACCUUUUCGGGCAAAACAUCGGAGCUUAUGGGUCUCAUUCCACACCUCCACAGGUCAUCGACAUUGGUUAUCCUGACGGGUCACACUCGCUCGGAUACGUGCGACCUGAUCCAGGCCAGGCCUGGCACGGUACUACUGCCAGCACCGGUACACGAGUCCGAGACAUCCUCGUUCGGUGUAUCAGCGCCCACAACAUCAACCACAGUCGCGCUGGCGGUAGGCGAUGCCGUUGCCAUAGCCGCUGCGGAAGAGCUGCAUCCCAGCGUGGCAGGCGUUUUUGCCCGAAACCACCCGGGCGGCGCAAUCGGCGCUGCCUUCCGGCAGAAGCCCGGGACGAUCAAGGAGAUAGCCGUGGCCUGGUCUGAAAUUCCGGACAUUGUGGAACACGACAGCAUAGGAGCCGACGUGCUCCGCGCAGGCUUCGAUUCAUCGACAAAGUGGGUGCGCAACGGCGACUGUGUAGCAUCACCGAGCAGGAUCCGACGACUCUGCGGGUCAGGGUCCGGAGACUUGAACCGACGAGCUGGGGAGAUUCCCGGCCUAAUGGUUUCCAGAGACAAGAUGCUUUCCAUCUCCGCGGGCACCAGCGUACGGCGAGCGUUGGAAUUUGUCCGGAACGUCAGGGGUAUGGCAGUGACGGCGGAUGAGGAGAACGACACGACGUGCGAUGCAGACUCGGUGCUGGCAGUACUGGAGAUGGGGGAGAUUGUCGGCGUUGUUGAGGUGGGAGAUCUGUUGGGGAAAAGUGAUGUGUGGUGA